UGUGCAUGUGUGUGUGUGUGUGUGUGUGUGUGUGUGUGUGUUUGAGGAGGGGGGAGGCAGCCGUUCAGGCACCACCCAGCUCUGAGGGUGAGAUGCUCGUUUCAGCACCGCGGGCAGCUCCCGGUGAAAGCAGCCGCUCCUCUCCGCUGCUCCGAGGAGAAGAAGAAGAAGAAAUAAAACCCCCUCAUCCAACAGCAGAGAUUUCUUUAACACCCCCGGAGAACUGGAGCAUUUGGUUUAAUUCAAUCUCGAGAAGGCGACAGAUUUGUAGUGACAGGCUACGGACAAAACCAUUACAGGACUCCCGAGGUUGGCGUGUGCAAUCUCUGCGAAGUUUCCCUCGCCGCUGAAAAAGGCGCACUGCCUCCAUCCCGACCCGGGAAAACAAACAAACACCUGCUUGUCGUUCAGGGGGGAAGUUGAAGUGAGAAGACACCCGCACCUUAUUUCUGUGUGGACCGCAUCCGUGGAGAAGUUGUUGGACUUUUAUCUUCGUUUCACCAGCUCGACUGCAUGCGUAAAUGUCUGGUUUUGCGCGCGUGUGCAGAGGGAUUGCCAUUUUCCUGUUGGAUAAUACUCCCAGAAGCAAAGCAGGGGCAGAAAAGACAAGUUUCUCAUCUUUUCCGGUGCAAUAGGCUUCUUCAGCCUUCGUCGCUCCCCCUGUGCGAUACUCUUUUUUUUCUCCCUCCCGGUACAGCGAUGGGAGACCGACAGCCCCAUGACGCGAGCUUUUGAUGCGUCCGGAUCCACCUCACCUCUCUGGCUGCACCGCUCCUGAUCCAUUCCUCCUCCUCCGAGUCGGUUUCAUUCAGCAUCCACAGAGGCACUGCCAUCUUUCUCCCUGCUAAAGACUGGUAGGUGAUAAUGGCCAUGGAUGGAUGAGCGCUGCCUUAUUCGGAUCGCUGUGAGAUGAAGUUGGAGGCCCUGCAGCGCAGAUUAACGGAGGGCCAAGCUUAGACAACUUUUUUUCCUGAUCCAUGGUGUUUUAAACUUGCGAGCAGAGGAAAGGUGUGUAUCCUGUGUGUGCAUGACGGAAAGGAUGGCGCUGACGACAAACUGCAGGACUAACCCCAAAGAGCAGGCAUCCGUCCAGAACAGCUUCCCAGAUGUGGUUGAAUUAAACGUCGGCGGGCAGGUUUAUUACACGCGUCACUCAACUUUGGUGAACAACCCGAAUUCAUUACUCGGUAAGUUAUUCUCCUCCAAGAAAGAGGCGUCGAACGAUUUGGCGAGGGACCCGAAGGGACGUUAUUUCAUCGACAGAGACGGCUUUUUGUUCCGGUAUGUGUUGGACUUCCUCCGAGACAGACAGGUCGUCCUCCCGGACCACUUCCCGGAGAAAGGGCGGCUCAGGAAGGAGGCGGAGUACUUCCAGCUGCCCGACCUGGUGAAGCUGCUGAGCCCCGAGGACAUCAAGCAAAGCCCGGACGACUACUUCCACAGCGACUACGAGGAUGGAUCCCAGGGCAGCGACCACCGGCAGUGCCCGCCGCCCUCCCUCGUCCCCGCGGACAGAAAGAGCGGCUUCAUCACGGUGGGGUACCGGGGGUCGUGCACCACGGGCCGCGAGAGCCAGAGCGACGCCAAGUUCAGGAGGGUCCCUCGGAUACUUAUAUGCGGACGCGUGGCCCUGGCCAAAGAAGUUUUUGGGGAGACCCUGAACGAGAGCCGGGACCCGGACCGGACCCCGGAUCGCUACACCUCCCGGUUUUACCUAAAGUUCAAACACCUGGAGAGAUCCUUUGACAUGCUGUCGGAGUGCGGUUUCCAGAUGGUGGCCUGCAACUCCUCGGUCACAGCGUCGGUCGUCAACCAGCACACAGAGGACAAGGUCUGGUCCAGCUACACAGAAUACGUCUUUUACCGUGGCCAGUCACGUUGGUCCUCCCCUCCAUGUGACUGCUGCUGCAAGAACCACAAGGGUGAUGGAGAAGGCGAGAGUGGCACCUCCUUUAACGAGCUGUCCACCUCCAGCUCUGAGAGCCAGUCAGAGGCCAGCUCUCCCCAGGGAACAGUCAUCUGUGGGCCGGUAAGCCGCCAGCCUCACCCCCACGCCAACGUCCAAACCCUUGACAGGCCACUAAAAAAGGGCCCCGUCGCCAUGCUCCAGCAGUCCGACCAGCGGCGUAAGAGUGACUUGCUGCGCACACUAACGGCAAGCUCCCGUGACACCAGCACAUGCAAGAAAAGGCCGGCAAAAGAGAAGCUGACGGUCGAGGAGGAGCUGGAUAAGUGCAUUCAAGACUUCCGCAAGAUCAAGAUCCCCGAGAGGUUCCCCGAGAGGAAGUACAUGUGGCAGGCCGACCUGCUGAGAAAGUACCGCCUCUGAGCCAGGAAACAGGAGAGAGCGAGCAGCAACACGAGGCCAAGGAUCCGUUUACAUGUUUUUUGAUCUUGACUUUUGCAACAAAAAGGGAGAUAACACUAAACUCAUUUGAAUCUACGUUCCGAGGGGAAAGUUCACCGUUUUGUCAGGAGGUUAAAAAUCCACAAAGAAGGGAGAAUGAAACAUAAAAAACAGAUUCCUAUUGACGUAUGUAUGUAUGUGUGUGUAUGUAGUUUAGGCACUCUGUAUGUACUGUAAGUGUGUGCUGUACUUUGCUGAAUGCUUCAGAGCUUUGAAUAAUUUAUCACUGAGGACCAAUCACAGAGGGCAGAAGACAUUCUUUAUGAAGCCAUCAAAUGAACAGAGGGCUUGCAAAUGGCCACACAAGGAAUUAAUGAUGGUUUCUGGACUGCACGUACUGUCGUCUGUCAUCGUUUCACCGAAGAACUAUCACAGGAACCACAGUUUUAGUCCAUGGAUACAAACACUGAUUUAGUAUGUGAAUGUGUGUUUGUGUGUGUGUGUGUGUGUUUGCACCCAGGUGGCCUAGAGGUCACGGAUAAAUCUGCAUCAGGACCCAUUAAUAAUGCAUGCUGUCCCGACAGUGCUCUCACUAUAAAUACACUCAGAGGUCUUUGCUGCCAGGGGAGCGUAAACAGCUGGGUCAAUUACUUUACUUUUUUGGCAACAUCUGCGGACCUCCGAGGCAGGAGGAGGUGCCAUUUCAUCAGCGCCGCAAUUAAUUUCCUCCUCACAAUAUCAUUUAUAUUGCACACGCACCCCAAGUGAGUCAAAUUGCCGCGCACUGCAUUGAUUUUUUUUUUUUUGCUGCGUUGGCGAGAUGAGGAGCAAUACCCAGGUUAAUGUGUGAAGGGUAAGUGAGAGAGUCGAGGAUUUGAUUUGAUGGUCGAACCGCGGGGAAAUACACAGGUUUAAUAAAGAAAAGCCCUGAUUCAACACACCUGUCCACACAGUCAUCGGUUUAUAUCACAGGCAUUUAACCCCUUUUACAUCACCGACACGAAAAGAGCCCUGACAAACAUUCAUCCCCCAUCACAGCGAUCAAUCGUGAGGUCAUUUACACCAAGCUCAAUAUGACACCUGCAGUUAAUACAGACAGGUUUGCUAUGUUUGCUAAACCCGUCAAGACAGAAUGAUGCAUCCGGGGCCGACUGGUGACACGCUAAUCAAUACUUAUUGAUGACAGGGUCCGGGCGAUAGAGCCAAUAGCCGCGGCUCUUGUUUACAGUUAUUAAUGAAGCCCCUUGGUUACUGACGAGGACAAGCUGUUCAUGUAUUCAGUGAAAAUUAGCCAUUCUUCAUGUGUUCAUUUACGUCCCCCCGGCUCUGUCAGAAUCAGCGGGAUGUGGUGCAGCGUUGUAACAGAAACAAACACAGCGAUUUUCAAAAGAGCACAGUUUUAAUUUCCCACCAGAUUGAUGGUUAUUUAUUUUAGGAUCUUGUCGGAACAUAUAUACUGGCAGAGGGAUUUGGAGUUGAUUCCACAGUGCAAAUUAAAUGAUUGACGACGGUACAUGACGAAAGCACAAAGACAUCCGCUGAUGCCGGAAUCACGCGUCAGCUCUCUUUAGUCUUACGAUGGUAGAGUUUAUAUCACAAUCUCUGUUUUAGGAGAAAGCACAUAGGAAAUGAUUAAACUUUUUCAACAGCGACAACAACCAAGGGAACAAAAUGCAUUUCUUGAUUCGAGUUCAAGAUGUUAAUUUCUUUUAUUGGUACACAAAAAAAAAUCGGAUGUUUUUGUAAUAGGACCAUCUGUGUGGGUCGGCAAUUAAAAGGCACGCUGUUACAAGUACUGUAGAAGGCUUUCAAACACGCAAGUUCUUAUGAGUUUCUCCGAGAGGAAAUAGCUGAAGUAGAAAACUGCUAAUCAAAUGCUUAGAUGUGUUCGUCAAUCACAGCUUCAGGUAACAUCCAAGGUAUUUAGGAAUGUGUGAUAGACAGCUUUGAUGAAAAAAUGUGGUUUGUGAGUUAUUGCGUUUGAAAUAUAUUAUGACCUGUAUGGUAUAGAUGAUUUAAAAAAGCAGACAGGAAAAUGUAAAUUGGAGGAAUUUGAUGUAUUUGUUAUAAAAACAGAUUAUAUGAUUGAUUAUAUUAUAUGAAGGCACAGAGGAGCGGGCUUUAUCAACAAUCAAAGCAAAGCACAAAGUACACGGUUUAAUCUAAAGCACACCCAAAUAAUAAAAUAUACAUAAUAUAUACUUAUUCAAAGAUUGCUUUAUUAAAAAAAAAUGCCCCUGACAUGUUAAUAGAAACAAAUUAUUGCAAAAUGUUUAAUAUACUUAUUUUUCUAUCCAGAGGCUCUUGAAUUCAUAUACAAUCAAAUGUCCUUAUUCUCCCUUAAAAUGAAUUUCCGUGAGCGAAGUGGGUCACAGGUUGUUAAAAGUCUCCAGUUCUAUUCAGCAGUGCCCAUAUGUCUCCUACAGUUUAUUAUAGCAUAAAUUAAUAUGGCUGCAAUAGGUGCUAGAUUAAAAAACAGUUUCCUCAUGUCAAUAUAAUGAAUAUGACUUAUUUUUCUACAUCUAAGGAAUAUUACAUUUUCAUUUUAAAGUCAUUUGUCUUCUCAGUUUGAGUUGGAAUAUGUUAGUCCAGACUACAUAUCAUAUGUAAAUAAACACCAUAAAUCACACCUAGCCAGAAUAAUGUAUUAUACUCUCACAUAACAUGCAAAUCCAUGAGGCGCGGCUGCUUUGAUGCAGUAGACUGACGCUAAUAUAAUACAGGCAUUCGUGUUUUAUCAUUUGGAGUGUCGGUCCAAAGGGGGUAAGGGGAAUAUAAUACACACCCAUAACAUGUAUAUUUACCACCAUAACAAAUGAUGAGCUGUAGUCACUUUUCAAGACAGUGUCAUAAAUGAGCUGUCAGUACAUUUGUCUGGAAGUCCGUGGUCACCAAGACCCUUCAGUGGCUGAAUUUAAUCAUUAGAUAAAAAAAAUAACUAUGUUUACUCCUUUUAACAAAAGAAAAGCAUGUUUAAAACUCAAACUGUUCAUCUGGAACCCAGGAGGUUUUGUGUUACUGCACAGCACCGUCACAAAGUGUUAGGACAGUGAUAUUUUUUCGUUGUUUUGGCUCCAUACUCCGGAACAUUGGAUUUGAAAUUAAACAAUGGGUGAAAGUGCUGAGUUCAUGCUUUUAACACAGUUUGUUUCAUCCAUAUUGGGGAAAAUAGUGCAGAACCCCCCCAGUGACAGGACGAUGCAGCAGGACUUACUGUCUCCAUUUACAGGUGAGGCAGCAAACGUUUAUGUUGAGCCUUAACCUCUUAUUGACUAGGCCCCUUGUCCAGGCCCCUGCUUGAAAACGCCUGAAAUGAAUAGUGUAUAUCAAUGGUCCAUAUGCAUAAUCUUGGUACUUGUAUAAGGUAACACUUGUAUUUCUACAGAGGUUUAAGCAUCAGACUAGAUGUUACUGGGUCAGAGUAAAUGAAGAUGGAAUACAAAAUAAAUAAAAUAUUUUAUAGCUAUGUAAAGACAGCUACAGUGGGAGACACAGACUAAAAAGGAUCAGCAACAAACUACUGAACGCAUUUAUGACACUGUUCAUCUCAUUCAGAAGUAAAAACCCUCAAUUUAAACCACAACUGAGAAUCGGAACUUUAUAUCUUUAAAUGUACAGCUCGAGCACGGAGCCAACACAACUCUAGAUAAUGUUAAUUGUGAUUCAGCACUACACAAAUAAAAUUUAAUUGAAGUCAACUACAAAAUCGUUAAUAACUAUAAUCCAGUUUAAAAGAUGUUUUCUUGGUGUAAACUAAAGGUGAAGUGUUCACUCCAACACAUUUUAGUCAUUGAAUCAUAAAUAUUGUACUAAUAAUAUACGAUUAUAUCCUCUGGUUCAUUUUUCCUUUGAAACGCCUUUCAAAGAAACAGCACAAUGAUUUGAGAUAGUGAAAAAAAAAAGGUAAAAGGUGUUUGCAGUUGCUGUUACAAUAAUCAAGUUUCCAAAAGAUCCAAACACAGUAAAUAAUUUGGAUGAACUGGUGGAAAUAUGAAUCAUUUGAAACAGAAAAGACUAGAAAGGAUUUUGUUGCGCAACUGUUUGCAUCCGUCAUGUUAUUUUUGACAUCCUGAGUACUUUUGCUGUUUUCCUUGCGCCAAGUUAAAGUGAAAGAGCGAGCUGAUAUAAGUAGGGAUCCUGUUUGCUUGACUCUGCCUGCCAUUACAAGAAAAAAAUGCAUCAUGAAAUGCUCUUCAACAGACACGCAGUGAGAAUAAAUACCAAGACACCCGGAGGCCUUCUAGAGUAGACUUCAGCUGUUUUUUGCACAAUGUAUAAAGUUAUAUAAAGAAGCAAACACGAGAAAGUAUUUGAAAAAAAAAAAGACAUGAACAUGUUAAGAGUAAACUGACAAACACAGCCACACACGACGUGUCUGUCACGAGAGAGAGAAAGAUUCGAUCGUUUGUUGUAAUUGUACAUUUUCAAAAUUUCUCCUUCAGAGCAUGUGCUAUGAUAUUCAGUUCUCUGGGCCAUUAAACGAACAACAGACGAUGUAACUCUUAUUGACGAAGAAUGACUGUCAAUUUGCUUUGAAGCCUGAUGUGACGUGUGAAAAGGGAUGAGUUUUUGUCUAUUUCUGUUAUUUUUGGAGAGCCCGGCUACAGUCUGUGAUUGUCUUUCUUGAAGUUUUUAGGCGUGCCCUGCGACUGAAGCCUGUGCACACGAUUGCGGGCCCUUGCUAUUUUUUCCCUCCUGCCUUUGAUGAGCCUGCCAACCACAAAGAAAAUCACAUUAUCCCGAUACCACCACGGUAGACCCGGCACACGCUGCUUGAAAAAAAAAACAAAGGGGCGUCUGUUUUUGAUGUAUGUUGUUCUGACACACAAAAGAAAAGAAAAAAUGGUUCAGAAACAUUGUGAGCAUGUUGGUAUACAAAAACUUAUAACAGAUUUAACCUAGUCUGUUUGUGUGGAAAAAGAAAUAUGUCAAAAACUGAUAUUUAACAGAAAAAUCUAAACUUGCAAAAAAAGAAAAAAAAAAAGAAAAGAUAAGCACAAAUGUGUCGAUAGUGUCUGCUGUUCCUCCACAGUUGUUUAACAUUAUCAAAUAAAAGUCGACUCUGCAGCGCGACCGAGCUCCUGCAAAACAGAGCGAUUCUCACCAGAGGCUGUGGAAUAAAUGUCAGUGAAAAACAAUUUCGGCUUCUUUCAAAUUACGUAAAUCUGUCUAUCACAGUUUUUACAACCUUUAAAUUAUACAUAGAUUUACUCCUUUAACUUCAAAUUGAACAUGAGCUGCUAACGACUUAGCCUCCAUAUCGAGAGUCGCCCUGUAUUCCAGGUGUGAGGUCCCAUUACUCUGUCUGCCUUUAGAGACAAUACAACUCAUCUGAGAGUGUUUAGAUACGAAGCAUAGUAUAGUCAUUUUGAAAAAUGUAUGAGUACAACCAAUAAACAAGACAUUCUGUACAGCGA
Molecule: messenger RNA, 7764 nt
Organism: Hippoglossus stenolepis (Pacific halibut)
Lineage: Eukaryota; Metazoa; Chordata; Actinopteri; Pleuronectiformes; Pleuronectidae
Gene: kctd16b
Product: potassium channel tetramerization domain containing 16b
Exons: 2
Coding region: 1028-2329 (433 amino acids)
Biological process (GO): protein homooligomerization; regulation of G protein-coupled receptor signaling pathway
Cellular component (GO): presynaptic membrane; postsynaptic membrane
Molecular function (GO): protein binding
Source: RefSeq, a predicted model, not a curated record